Pistacia vera is the source of this 1345-nucleotide messenger RNA. Its product is annotated as bZIP transcription factor 44-like. The coding region runs from base 673 to 1146 and encodes 157 amino acids. Gene Ontology annotation, biological process: positive regulation of DNA-templated transcription. The record is from RefSeq and is a predicted model, not a curated record. Gene Ontology annotation, molecular function: transcription cis-regulatory region binding; DNA-binding transcription factor activity. Gene Ontology annotation, cellular component: nucleus. The transcript has a single exon. Lineage: Eukaryota; Viridiplantae; Streptophyta; Magnoliopsida; Sapindales; Anacardiaceae.
CUCAAAAACCUCUUCCUCCUUCUCUUCUCUUCCUCCUUUAAGUUUUUCAUCUUAAGCUCAGCCGGUUUCUCUUUCUUUUGUUUUUCUAGUUUCAAGGGCUGAGGUUCCGCCGCUCUAAAAACACGGCUCUUUUUCUUGUUUUCAGGUUUUCUUGAUAUCCCUUUGGCUUUCUUGGCUUCUGGUUUUAUACCAAAACCCCAUAAAGUCAAACCCUGCCGUUUUUACAGCAAUUUUUUUGCUGGAUCUGUAUCUGUUCUGUUACUCUGCCCAAAACGAGAGCUUUCUUUUCCCCCCUGUAAAUCUUGAUGCUGAAUAUCUUGUUUUUGAUGUUUGAGAUUCAUGUCUCCAGUUGUAAGUGAAAUCCUCCGUUCAGGGUUUAUGAUCAAUUCCUCUCUCAGACGCAGGACCCAUCUUGUUCAAUCUUUCUCUGUUGUGUUCCUCUAUUGGUUCUAUGUGUUUUCAUAAAUAAUCUUUCUUCCUGAGAGUUAUUUUUUCAGAGCAUAUAUAUAUAUAUACAUAUAUAUACAUAAUAACUGUCUGAAUUAGCUGAAUAUAAUUAUUAGUGAGUAAUUGGUCCUGUAUCUUUUUGAUCUAUCAGGUUAAGCCAAUUCUAAAGUCUUAGUUUUCUAUUGGUGUCUUGGUUUUGUGUUUUGGUGUAAAUAUACUAUUAUUAUGGCUUCCUCUAGUGGGAAUUCCUCAGGUUCCUCUCUGCGUCAGAACGCUGGGUCUGAAGAGGAUCUGCAGCUUCUGAUGGAUCAAAGAAAAAGAAAGAGAAUGCAAUCAAAUCGAGAAUCAGCCAGAAGAUCCAGGAUGAGAAAACAGAAGCACUUGGAUGAUUUAAUGUCCCAAGUAACUCAGCUAAGGAAUGAUAAUAACCAAAUCCUUACAGGCAUCAAUAUCACCAAUCAGCACUUCAUGAAUCUUGAGUCUGAGAACUCCAUUUUGAGGGCUCAGUUAAUGGAACUCAGCCAUAGACUUGAGUCUCUAAAUGAAAUCCUCAAUUUCAUCAACGCAAAUAAUGCAACUUUUGAGGCCGAGGCUGAUCUGGAUCUUACCUCAAUUGCAUCAGACAGCUUAAUGAACCCAAUGAAUUUGAUCUAUCUAAACCAACCCAUCAUGGCAUCUGCAGAUAUGUUUCAGUAUUGAUGAUGAUCAUCAUCAUAUGGGUCCAAUUUAUCGUUGUCUUUGUUCCUUUUGUUGGUGGUAUUUGUUUAUGGUCUUAAUGAGUGGAUGGGAAAAAAUUGUCUUGUAUUCCAAUUACUAUUAUAAUAUUAGUUCUAGACGUGUGGUAGCACCUAGGGUUAAGCAGUAUGAAUAUGAGAAAAUGGCAAAUGCUAAGAGAAAC